AUGACCCUCUCGUCCCUUCUCCGCAUUACUCCCCGCCUCGCCCCGACUGCCGCCCGCAGAACAACAAGGGCCGCAUACUCCGUCUCAACCACACCGCACAAAACAAACUCACUUGAUUCAAUUCUAAUUGCGAAUCGGGGAGAAAUCGCGCUACGUGUUGGACGCACAGCGGCGGAACAUGGCAUUCGCGUGACAACUCUCUACACCGACCCUGAUAGCCGAUCUCAGCAUGCCUUGAGCUCCCCCUUUGCUUUCAACCUGGGCUCAGUCUCGGCAUACUUGGAUGGGGAUCGAAUCAUCGAAAUUGCUAAGAGGGAAGGCUGUCGCGGGAUACACCCCGGAUAUGGCUUUUUGAGCGAGAAUUCCGCUUUUGCGAAGAAGUGUACCGAGGCUGGCAUAGUAUUCAUUGGCCCUCCAUGGAAGGCUAUCGAGGACAUGGGUGACAAGAGUCGGUCGAAGGAAAUCAUGCUUGCGGCCGGCGUGCCUUGUGUCCCCGGAUACCAUGGUGGUAACCAAGAUCCUCAAUUCCUCGAAGCCGAAGCUGAUAAGAUCAAGUACCCUGUACUCAUCAAAGCUAUCAAGGGUGGCGGUGGUAAGGGUAUGCGGAUUGCCAGCUCCAAGGCUGAGUUCCAGGCUCAACUCGAAUCUGCAAAGUCCGAGUCCCGUAACUCAUUCGGUGAUGAUAACGUGCUCGUGGAGAAGUACAUUACGACUCCACGUCACAUCGAGGUCCAGGUAUUUGCCGACAAGCAUGGCAACUCGGUCGCUCUUGGUGAGAGAGAUUGCAGCAUUCAACGAAGACACCAAAAGGUUCUGGAGGAGUCACCAGCGCCUCACCUCCCAGAGGCGACCCGUCAAGAUCUAUGGGCAAAGGCUCGCUCUGCCGCUCUAGCUGUUGGCUACGAGGGCGCCGGCACCGUGGAAUUCAUCUUCGACAAUGACAGUGGCGAUUUCUAUUUCAUGGAGAUGAACACUCGGUUGCAAGUGGAGCACCCAGUGACUGAGAUGGUGACUGGCCAGGACCUGGUUCACUGGCAGAUCAUGGUUGCCGAGGGUGCCCCGCUACCCUUAACACAAGAGCAGGUGGAAGAACACAUUGCUCGGAGUGGCCAUGCGAUCGAGGCCCGUAUCUAUGCAGAAAAUCCUGAACAGGGGUUCAUUCCAGACUCUGGGCGCCUCAUUCACGUCCGAACUCCCGCGACGAGUGAGGAUGUCCGGAUCGAUGCGGGAUUUGUCGAAGGUGACGAUGUCUCGGCGCAUUACGACCCAAUGAUCUCCAAAUUAAUCGUCCGUGGUGAAACCCGAGAGGAAGCCCUCCGUAAAUUGGCCGCUGCAUUGGAAGAGUAUGAGGUGGCCGGCCCAGUCACAAAUAUUGAGUUCCUGAAGACAAUCUGCCGAAGCCCUGAUUUCAUUGCCGGCGAGGUUGAAACUGGCUACAUUGAGAAACAUCGAGAAGAGCUUUUCGCCGAAAAGAAGAUCGACGACGAAGUGCUUGCUCAGGCUGCUCUUGCCUGUCUACACCGUGAUUCCCAUUCCGCAUCGCAGACUUCCGGCGGAUUGGCAGGAAGUGCGAUCGGAUUCGCUCCGAGCUACCAGGAGCGAAAGCUGUCGUUCACUCUAUCAAAAGGACCCAAUACAGAAGGGCCUAGCUUCAGUGUAAGCGUGAAACAAACGGCCGAUCAAACCUUCGACAUCAAAGUGGGCGACAGGGUUUUUGAGCAAGUGGAGAGUCACAUGAACCCGUCCUCUCAUAUUGUCACCUCAUUCUUCCCUCAUACUCGCCUGGACACGACCGUUGUCCGUGAUGAGGAUACUAUCAUCGCGUUCCAGAAAGGAAUGCAAUAUCGACUGACGGUGCCACGGGCAAAAUGGAUGGAGAAGGCGCUGGGCAUGAAGGAUAUUGCCAACAGUGUUUUAGCACCGAUGCCGUGCAAGAUUCUACGCGUGGAUGUGCAAGCUGGCGACGUCGUGGAGAAGGACCAGCCCUUAGUGGUGAUUGAAAGUAUGAAGAUGGAGACUGUCAUCCGCAGCCCGCAACAAGGAAAGAUUGCGCGUGUCGUCCACAAGCAAGGCGACCAAUGUAAGAGCGGAACACCCCUAGUUGAGUUCGCUGAUGCGGAAGCGCAAUGA
This is a messenger RNA of Penicillium waksmanii, 2130 nucleotides long. Its product is annotated as acetyl/propionyl/methylcrotonyl-CoA carboxylase subunit alpha. Gene Ontology annotation, molecular function: methylcrotonoyl-CoA carboxylase activity; metal ion binding; ATP binding. The transcript is spliced from 5 exons. NCBI's taxonomy places the organism in Eukaryota, Fungi, Ascomycota, Eurotiomycetes, Eurotiales, Aspergillaceae. The coding region runs from base 1 to 2130 and encodes 709 amino acids. The record is from RefSeq and is a predicted model, not a curated record. Gene Ontology annotation, cellular component: mitochondrion.